Messenger RNA from Mobula hypostoma (lesser devil ray), 862 nucleotides. It is a transcript of the gene ripply3, whose product is annotated as ripply transcriptional repressor 3. The record is from RefSeq and is a predicted model, not a curated record. Lineage: Eukaryota; Metazoa; Chordata; Chondrichthyes; Myliobatiformes; Myliobatidae. Gene Ontology annotation, biological process: embryonic pattern specification; negative regulation of transcription by RNA polymerase II. Gene Ontology annotation, cellular component: nucleus. The transcript is spliced from 4 exons. Bases 180 to 614 code for a protein of 144 amino acids.
CUGAACUGCUCCGCCAAAUGUUUAAGAGCUACUUCGGAGAUGCUGCAAUCAGACAAACGGAAAGUCACGCCCUCCGGCCCCUGGGUGGGAUAAUUUGUCCUGUUUAAAGACCUGGAGAAUCGGCGAGGGGAUGUCACUUGUUGCUGGACUGACUCACUGACUGGCUCAGCAGUGAAAUAAUGGAAACUGCAUUUUACUGUGUCCGGGCCAAAGUCACACAGACCUGCCACUGCUGCAGGGGGAGGCAAGCAGAGACAGGGAACUCCGGGCAGGCUCAGAGUUCCCCGGCGUUAUGGAGACCUUGGGUUGUCACAGCCAGAGACACGGAAAAGCGCAAGCGAAGCUCGCUGGACUCAGUUCCUGACGGUUCAGAGAGCAGGCAAUCCUUGGGAUUUAAACACCCCGUCAGGCUAUACCUGCCUAGAUCUAAGGCUGACCAUUACCUGCACCUCAUGGGAGAAAAGGUCCUGGCGAGUUUCCCCGUCCAGGCAACAAUGCACUUUUAUAAUGACGACUCGGACACGGAAGAGGAGGAGGAGCAGGAGGAAUUCGUGUCCCUUGACUUGGAAUCGGAAGAUGCUCCGGAAACAGCAGAGAUGUUUUGGAAACAGUGAGCGGAGUCAGCGGCGGAGAUGGAUCGGCUUCAAAGCGGAAAGGAUGUCUUCCGAAAGUGAUAUCAUGACAACAGUCCUGAACCGACUCAACUCUCAGUUCUCUAUCUACAACUGCUGCAAUUGAAAUUAUUAUUUGCAUUUAUCAUUGCAAGGAAAUGACAAUUUGCACUGUUGUGUAUGUGUAUAUAUAUGAAUAUAUUUUCUAGGUUUAUUUUAUUACUGUAAGAAGUUUAAAAAUAAACUUUCAC